Chironomus riparius is the source of this 2042-nucleotide messenger RNA. The record is from the annotation of a GenBank genome assembly. Lineage: Eukaryota; Metazoa; Arthropoda; Insecta; Diptera; Chironomidae.
UAAAAAUGUUUUUAAAAAGACUUUUGUCUUAAAAUUAAUCUACACAAUUUAAGGUUUUUCUAUAAGGUUUAGAUUACUACUUUUGUUAAUCUAAUUCGCAUAGGUCGAGAAAAAAAAACAUUUAUAUAAAAGCAACAAACAAACAGUAUCAAGCAAAACAUAUUUGGAUUAAAUAUUAUCAUACAUAGAUAUGAAUAACAUACAGAAAAAUGGAGGGACAUCAAACACAAUUGAUUCUGCACAACCAAAGCAGCUAGGAAUGACAUCAGCGAUUUCUCUUGCAUUGCCUAAACAAGAAGAUAUUAUGAGAACCGAGGAUUUGGAAAAGAUUUUAGAACCAUAUAAUGUAUUUGAAAGUGAACAAGAAUUAAACCAUCGUAUGGAAAUUUUAGCAAAACUGAACACACUUGUAAAACAAUGGGUGAAAGAUGUUUCUGUUAAAAAAAACAUGCCCGAACAAAUGGCAGAGAAGCUUGGUGGCAAAAUAUAUACAUUUGGUUCUUACCGAUUAGGUGUUCAUCAUAGAGGUGCUGAUAUCGAUGCUCUAUGUGUUGCUCCUCGAAACAUUGAGCGAAGCGACUAUUUUUCAUCAUUUUUUGAACUCUUAAAGCAGCAGUCAGAAGUAACAGAAUGUAGGGCUGUUGAAGAAGCAUUCGUACCUGUCAUAAAAAUGAAUUUCGAUGGAAUUGAAAUUGACCUUUUAUUUGCACGAUUGGCUCUUAAAGAAAUACCAGACAAUUUCGAUUUGCGUGAUGACAUCCUGUUAAAAAAUUUAGAUCCCCGCUGUGUAAGGAGUCUCAAUGGGUGUAGGGUAACUGAUGAAAUUUUACGUUUGGUUCCAAACAUAGAAAAUUUUCGUUUAGCUCUACGUACAAUUAAACUGUGGGCUAAAAAACAUGGUGUUUAUUCAAACUCUUUGGGAUAUUUUGGUGGAGUUUCCUGGGCUAUGCUAGUAGCACGAACGUGUCAAUUGUAUCCAAAUGCCGUUGCUGCAACACUUGUUCAUAAGUUUUUCUUGGUUUUUUCGAGAUGGAAAUUUCCACAACCUGUGCUUUUAAAGCAGCCAGAUAAUGUAAAUCUAGGGUUUGCUGUGUGGGAUCCUCGUGUGAACGCUCAAGACAGGUAUCACUUAAUGCCAAUUAUUACUCCAGCAUAUCCUCAACAAAAUUCGACCUUUAAUGUUUCAAUUUCAACAUCCAAAGUCAUUCAAAAUUCAUUUAAAGAAGGGAUGGAAAUUACUGAUGAAAUUAUGUUGGGAAAAGCUGAUUGGGAUAAACUAUUUCAGCCACCUAACUUUUUCACAAAAUAUCGACAUUUUAUCGUUUUAUUGGUAAGUUCGUCGACAGCUGACGAUCAUCUAGAAUGGUGUGGUUUAAUAGAGUCCAAAAUUCGCAUUCUCAUUGGUAAUUUGGAAAGAAAUCAACACAUUAAUCUUGCACACGUUAAUCCAAAAUGUUUCGAUAAAUCUACUGGAAUUAGUAAGGACAAAAUAAAUACAACAAAUGAUAAUAAAAGCAGUGAAAAAUCAAAUGACAACAAUGAAGAAUCGCAAAGUGAGCCCAACUUCUGCUCGAUGUGGUUUAUUGGUCUUGAAUUUGAGCGUUCUGCAAAUCUAAAUGUUGAUUUAACAGUUAGUAUACAAUCAUUUACGGAUUCUGUACAUAAACAUGCGGUAAAUAUUAAAAUGCUUAAAGAGGGUAUGAAAAUUGAAGCUCGUCAUGUUCGCCGAAAACAAUUAUCUCAAUACAUAGAUAGUAGCUUUGUUAAACGAGAACGAAAGGCAUCAGAAUCAUUAAAUAAUUCGUCGUCUUCAAUGACGCAAUUUGUGAAAAAGCGAUUGUCUGUAGAAUCAAAUUUGAAUGCUAAUCCAAAGCGAAACAAAGUUCAUCACGAAUCAUUUGAUAGCACCAAUGAUUCAACAAAUGAGCUUCUAUUAGAUGAUACAUUGCCAACUGAUUCACCACCUACGCAACAGGUUUGCACGUGAUUAACCAUCUAAUCUUAAGACUGAAGAAGAGUGUAGUUGAUUAAAAUUAUUUUGG